This is a messenger RNA of Antechinus flavipes (yellow-footed antechinus), 6770 nucleotides long. It is a transcript of the gene LAMTOR3, whose product is annotated as late endosomal/lysosomal adaptor, MAPK and MTOR activator 3. The transcript has 7 exons. NCBI's taxonomy places the organism in Eukaryota, Metazoa, Chordata, Mammalia, Dasyuromorphia, Dasyuridae. The coding region runs from base 4184 to 4558 and encodes 124 amino acids. Gene Ontology annotation, biological process: positive regulation of TOR signaling; cellular response to amino acid stimulus. Gene Ontology annotation, cellular component: Ragulator complex. The record is from RefSeq and is a predicted model, not a curated record.
UGGAUGGGGAGUUCCUCAGCUGAGUCCAAGGACCACCAGAGAACUCUCUGGAGGAUGCCUGCCCAGGGAUUCUGUACUGGAGAGAUUCCUCAAGAACAGGAAAUAUCCUGGACAAGCUCUCAAACUAAGGGACAGCAGUACCCACAAAAACAAUCAGAGACUCUCAGAGUAAGAAAAAGGAAAAAAAGGUUUAUUUUGCUUUUACAAGAAAGGGCAUCUCCCAUCUGACAAAGUGUCAGUAAGGAGUGCAAAGCAUAACUUUGAAACACAAAAUUAAAUAACCUAUAUGCAGAAGACCCCCCCAAACCCUCAGACUGGCUUUUUCUCCCAUUGUUUGGGGGAGUCCAGGCUUACAUUCCAAUCAUGGAAAUCUAACCCCAAAACAAAAGAAUACAAGUCAAUAAUAAUACUUUUAAUUUGUUUACCUAGAGAACUGAGAUUCAAGCAAUAGAGAAUUCAAAGCCAUCAUCAUCUUUAAAGGUAUUUAAAUGCUAAUUAAGAAGUGAUGGAAAAUAGGAGGACAAACACCUGCAACUUUUUAGCUCCAGUUCUAUUUGUUAUUAUAAAGUCUCAAGUCACAAUUAAAAUACAGUUUUUAAGUUUAUAUUCCCUUGACAGCAUCUUCACUCAGUUAAUUCCACACAAAGUGAUUUCCUUGCUGAAGGUCAUUGCUUUCUAUUUACCUGUAAUAUUUUUGUUAUUACUUUUUGCAACUAUUUAUCUGUUCGCUUUGAUUCCAGAGGGUGGAACCAGAAGCACUGGGUUAAAUGAAAGUUCUUCCCUUUCUUUAAAAAACAAAAACAAAAACAAAAUUUGUGAACCAAUAAAAGCCAAUUCAAUUUACUUUAAUAAUUGAGGAGUAGAAGUACAUAAUGUACGAAUCAGAAAGGAUAUAAGUGAUAACUCCUCUUCUAAAUCAGAAGGUGAAGAAAGUCACCUACAAGCAGCAAAACCUCUAGAAAAGCAGUGUGUGAAACAUUGGAAAGGUGGAGCAGGGAAGAGGAUCAGCUAUGGCCACAAUAGGAACCCACCCAAGUUCUUCCUCCAUACGUUCAAAAUUAACUUUAAAAAAAUAAUUUUUUACCCAAAGACCCUAACUUCUGGGAUAAGAAUUCAUUAUUUGAUAAAAACUGCUGGGAUAAUUGGAAAUUCGUAUGGCAGAAAUUAGGCAUGGACCCACACUUAACACCAUAUACCAAGAUAAGAUCAAAAUAGGUCCAUGACCUAGGCAUAAAGAACGAGAUUAUAAAUAAAUUAGAGGAACAUAGGAUAGUUUAUCUCUCAGACUUGUGGAGGAGAAAGAAAUUUGUGACCAAAGAUGAACUAGAGAUCAUUACUGAUCACAAAAUUGGAAAUUUUGAUUACAUCAAAUUAAAAAGCCUUUGUACAAACAAAACUAAUGCAAACAAGAUUAGAAGGGAAGCAACAAACUGGGAAAACAUCUUCACAGUUAAAGGUUCUGAUAAAGGCCUUAUUUCCAAAAUAUAUAGAGAACUGACUCAAAUUUAUAAGAAAUCAAGCCAUUCUCCAAUUGAUAAAUGGUCAAAGGAUAUGAACAGACAAUUUUCAGAGGAUGAAAUUGAAACUAUUACCACUCAUAUGAAAGAGUGUUCCAAAUCAUUAUUGAUCAGAGAAAUGCAAAUGAAGACAACUCUGAGAUACCACUACACACCUGUCAGAUUGGCUAAGAUGACAGGAAAAAAUAAUGAUGAAUGUUGGAGGGGAUGCGGGAAAACUGGUUCACUGAUGGUGAACCACUGGUUGGUGGAGUUGUGAACGAAUCCAACCAUUCUGGAGAGCAAUCUGGAAUUAUGUCCAAAAUGUUAUCAAAUUGUGCAUACCCUUUGAUCCAGCAGUGUUUCUAUUGGGCUUAUACCCCAAAGAAAUACUAAAGAAGGGAAAGGGACCUGUAUGUGCCAAAAUGUUUGUGGCAGCCCUGUUUGUAGUGGCUAGAAACUGGAAAAUGAAUGGAUGCCCAUCAGGGAGAAUAGUUGGGUAAAUUGUGGUAUAUGAAUGUUAUGGAAUAUUAUUGUUCUGUAAGAAAUGACCAACAGGAUGAAUACAGAGAGGACUGGCGAGACUUACAUGAACUGAUGCUAAGUGAAAUGAGCAGAACCAGGAGAUCAUUAUACACUUCGACAACGAUAUUAUAUGAGGACAUAUUUUGAUGGAAGUGGAUUUCUUUGACAAAGAGACCUAACGGAGUUUCAAUUGAUAAAUGACGGACAGAAGCAGCUACACCCAAAGAAAGAACACUGGGAAACGAAUGUGAACUAUCUGCAUUUUUGUUUUUCUUCCCGGGUUAUUUAUACCUUCUGAAUCCAAUUCUCCCUGUGCAACAAGAGAACUGUUCGGUUCUGCAAACAUAUAUUGUAUCUAGGAUAUUUAACAUAUAUAGGACUGCUUGCCAUCUAGGGGAGGGGGUAGAGGGAGGGAGGGGAAAAAUCGGAACAGAAACGAGUGCAAGGGAUAAUGUUGUAAAAAAAUUACCCUGGCAUGGGUUCUGUCAAUAUAAAGUAAUUAUUAAAUAAAAUUUUUUUUUUUAAAAAAGGGAAAAAUAAUACUAAUUUUUUUUUAAUUAACUUUAAUUUUAUUUUCAUGUGUACCUUUUGUCACCUCCAUAGAACAAAAAGUCCUUGAGGUCAGGCAGUUCCUUUUAAACAUGUGAAGUCCAAACAUCUACUUAAAAGUACCAAAAAGAAAGUCAAUAUAUUGGCUGAUUGCUUAUACCAAGCGGUGUGGUGUUGGACAACUACUGAAAUCUUUCCAGGCCGUCUAUAAAAUAAGAAAUCUGGGUUCCAUGGCCCUAUGGGUUCCUUUCUAGUCUAUCAUUCCUUACCUGAAGUCCCAGAAUUUUUUAAAAAAAGUUUUGAUAACUGACUUUUUAAAAUAGCUUUUUAUUUACAAAACAUAUGCAUGAGUAAUUUUUUCAACAUUGACCCUUGCAAAACCUUGUUCCAAAUUUUCCCCUCCUUCCCCCCACCUCCUCCCCUAGAUGGCAGGUAAAGUAAGGGUUUAGUGUGAGGAAGACUCAACUUCCCUGAGUUCAUGUCUGCCCUCAGACUUUCCAUCUAUAUGACUCUGGCCAAGUUACUUAAUCCUGUUUACUUCAGUAUGAGGCUGUGAGCUGGAAAAAGAUAUGGCAAGCCAAUUCAGUACCUUUGUCAAGAAAACCCAAAUGAGGUCAUGAAUACAUGUUAAAUGUUAAAAAUAUAUGUUAAAUCUAAUAUGAUAACUGACUUUCAACAUAUAAUUAAACAAACAUUUAUCAAGCACUUACUAUGUACCAAGCACUGGAGAAACAAAAGGAAGCCAAAGGUAGUCCUUACCCUCCAUUACAAACUAAUGGGGGAGCCAGCAUGCAAACAAAUAUAAAGCAACCUAUAUAAUUCAAGAAACAUUAUUCAAUCACCUGUUUUUUAAGCACUGGGGAUAAAAAAAGGGGGAGGCAAAAGACAGCUGUCCUCAAGAAAUUUACAUCAAAUGGAGAUGACACCAAGAAAACAUACAUGUUAAACUCUCUAAAGGAUAGGAAAUUAUGAAGAGGAAAUACACUCCCUGGUUAUCUCAUGAAUAUUUUAUGUAUUAAAAACGGGUCCAAGGCUUCCCUAGGUGAUCCAUGACGCAAAAAAAAAAAAAAAAAAAAAAAGUGAAGAAUGCAGAUUUUUCCAUUUCUACAUUGAAGGCAUGGUUUUCCUCACGUGUCCAGCAGCCCAGAGAUUCGACCAUCCUCGCAAAUCCCUCUGUCAUAACGUCUGGAUGAGUAGAGCGAGGCAGGCGCAUGCGUAGCAUCCUGCGCAGAGGUCGGAAAGUGGGGAAAAGAUUAGUCUUGACACAUGCGCAGGAGGAGUGAAAGGGGCCAGUCUGGUACAUGCGCAUGCAGAGGGGUGGUAGAGUGAAGUGGAAGGAGAAGGGGUCUGGUCUUUUUUCGAAGUCAGUUCUUGGAGAGUCAGGCCAAGGAAGCCGCUUCCGUUGUCUUUAAAUUUUUCCCGGAAGUAGUGUGUCACGGGACAGGGUUCCAUCGGGGCUUCCUGAGAGAGCGGGAGGGAUCAGCAAUCAUGUGACCGCGGGUUCUAGAGGAAGCGGCAGUAGCAGUCGGAGCUACCUGCGCCCGAGGACUGCUGCGGUCUCGGUAGCCUGAGCUAGGUGUGGGGACCGUCCCCGCGGGAGGAAGGGGUUCAUCAUGGCGGAUGAUUUGAAGAGAUUCCUCUACAAAAAGUUACCAAGUGUUGAAGGUCUGCAUGCCAUUGUAGUCUCAGACAGGGAUGGAGUACCUGUUAUCAAAGUGGCAAAUGAUAAUGCUCCAGAGCAUGCUUUGAGACCUGGUUUCCUAUCUACAUUUGCACUUGCAACAGAUCAGGGCAGCAAACUUGGACUUUCAAAAAACAAAAGUAUCAUUUGCUACUACAACACAUACCAAGUAGUCCAAUUCAAUCGGUUACCAUUGGUGGUGAGUUUCAUAGCAAGCAGCAGUGCUAAUACUGGACUGAUUGUCAGCCUAGAAAAGGAACUUGCCCCAUUAUUUGAAGAGUUGAGACAGGUCGUGGAAGGUUCUUAAUCUGACUGUGGCUGACCCUGGCCAUGUUGUUGUGAUCCCAGUGAGUUCAGUCCAGCAACCUUGACUUCAUCAAGUAAUGUGACUCCACACACUCAGAAAAGACAACUUCCCCCAAGUUAGACUGAAGAAGAAGAUCAUAUUUAUUAUUUCUAAAUUGAUGGACUGUUGUGUUGGGUUUUAGGCUCAAUUCUUCCAUAGUAUGAUUUCUGGGGAGACCACUAAAAUGGUUCAGUUUCUAUCACAGCUCCCAUGGAGUUUAGCUCAGCUACCAUUAAGGGAUGAGAUUCUUAUCCAGUGGAUCAGAAUCAAAAUGUUCCCGUGAUUCACAUGAGCCACCUAAAGCUCCCAUUGUGUAUAAUACAUACAGGCCUGCAGUAGGUAGGCCCUAUUCUGUAUAUGCUAUUGCUUUAUUGUGAAUAAUAGAGAACUUAUUUUUGUGUGCCAUGUUGUAUGUCUGCACUGAGAGGAAAAUAGCCUCUAACAGCAGUAAUAAACCGGUACAAUCACUAACUAUCCCUGUUUAUAUUAUUGUGAGGUAGAAAUUCAAGAAAGCAUUACUAAUUGGUAUUUCUCUUUAAAGUGUAUCUCUAAAAAGAAAUCUGUUGCUUUGGAUUUACUUUUAUAUUCAGUUAUCAAUAACCAAUCAGUAUUUUGAUGUUUUUCUCUUUGUGCAAUUUAAGUGUGAAAAUCAAUAUCAAAGCUUUGGUUUGUGACAUAUGAAUACCAUAAUACAACAGUUCAUUUUACUUUUCCUAAAUAAGGGUCUAAAUAAAGUAGUAUUUUGUAAAAGUAUAGCUUGACUACUUAGUCAUGUAGUAUUGGGGGGGAGGGGCGGGAAGGAGCUGAAUGAGGCCCACACAUAAGAAUAAGAAGAUCCUCCAAAGGAUAAGGAGUUUAUGAAAUAGUGGCAGAACCAUGAGUCCAAUCGGUCUAGCAAGAGGUGAUGAGGACUUGAACUAGGGUGGUUGUGGUGUGCCUAGAGAAAAGGGAGUUCCUGAUAGCUAGAUCCAUGGGAUCUGAUAAGAUUACAAGUGGCUCUGGAGUACAUCCAGCUAUAGAGGAUCAGACCAGAAUAAGGAGACUUGAGAGGGAUUGUUCAUAUGUAGGAAAAGAGCAGUGUCCAAAAAAAAAAACAAACCUGAGGUAGGCCAAGUAUCUAAAAGAUACUUAGACUAAGGGGCAUCUCAGAGGCUGAGAGAGGUGGUUCAUUACUCAUUCUACCUUCAGAGAUGGAGAGGAGGGUUGAUCCUUACUGGCCAGCACAUUAAUUCACAAGACUCCCCACAUAUGAGGCUACGAUGCAAAAAAGUCAGUGAAGAAUAAGGAACCAAACAAUACAUUCUUAAGUUUGGGAAGGCUUCACAUAAACUUAGUUGAAGAAAGGGAAGGUUAUCAAAAUAGAAACUAGGGGUGGAAAGAAGGGAAGUUCAUUCUAAAUGUGAGGGGAGAGUAUGAGAGGCAUGGAGACAGGAAAAGAACAAAAAUGGGAGACAGAAGAGUGCGCCUCUUGUUCUCACUUUAAAGAGCUGGGGUCACUAUGCUACCAUGAGAUGUUGGAACUGGACUUUAUAAACUACUUAAGAGUUAACAGUGUUCAUUUAGGGGAGUUGGUUUGCACUAUCUGAAUUACUAUAACAGUCUGCGGUGAUACACCUGUUUUUUGGAUACUUUAAGAAAAGUAUAUAGAAUGUUUUAUCUUUGCUAUCUUUGAUUCUAUAUAAUGGGAAAAUAUUCUCUUUCAUGUUUUUAAAUAAGAUGCAUGUAAUAGUAUACCUAUAUAUGUGUGUAUAUAUACAUAUAUAUGCAUAAUUUAUAUAUACAUAUAGUCAAAGUAAUUUAAGCUUUAGUAAGUUUAAAUUGCUCUUAAGAUUUUUGAGGUGUCCUGUAAAUAGACCUUAGAUAUUUACAAAUAACAAGUACUACAUUUAAUGAAUGCCACUUAUUUUGUAGGGGCUUUGAUGGUAUAUUGUAACUCUUAGAGUUAAAAUCAGGAAGACCUAGGUUCAAAUCCUGCCUCUGACACUUAAGUUUAUCUUCCUGGGCAAAUCAUUUAACUUCUGUAAGACUCAGUUUCCAAUAAAAUGAGGGUAGUAUUUAAUAUAAAUGCCAAUAGUGUUUCCCAGGUUGUGACAAUCAAAUUGGACAAUGUAUAUGAAGUGCUUUGCAAACUUUCAAGCGCAAAAUAAAUACCAGUUAUUGUUAUUUUAUGGCA